AUGCCCUCGUACCAGAUCAGGCCACCGAUUGAUCCAUCACUCUUAAGCCAGGAUCCUACACAGGUGAUGCAAAACUACAGAGAAACUCAGCCGAGUUUACUUUCGCAAAGAGGUCUGGGAUUGUUACUAAGGACAGAGAAAAAGAUUGGCCAAUAGCUGACCGGCGUGACCCCAGUGACAAUCCAAGAAACAAUCGCGGGUCAAAUUUCUUCUCUAAUAAAAUUCCCUUCUCGUUUCUAAAAAGGCGAAUAACACAAUUGAAAACUGCUCUCUUUUCGUGAGUCAAAGGAGAGGGACUUUCGUAUGCAUUUUAUCCGCGUUUCCAAAAAAAGUUUCCACGACUUUCGAACAAUGCCGAAAAUAUUCAGGUUUGUCGAGGGUUAUUCUGUCCUGUUCAAUUGAUCAACCCUAAGAUUAUACCCCCGGUGGGGGAGGGCGGGGAGCUACUCAACAACGUUUUAUAUGGUAAGGCACCACCCCCUGACCUAACUCCUUACACAUUUAUCGUUGAAGGAGCUCGUCGUGUUUUUUAGGGUUGGAGCCUCCCCAUAAAAAAUUCAAUGUCACUCAGUUAUUUGCACAAUCCAUUUAGUAACCAAAGGUCUUACAACAAGUCGAAUUUCCUUGAGUACCAGGCGUCCCUCGCGCCUUCUACUCUCUCGCGCUUGACUUGUGGCAAGUCUAGGACUUCAAUAACACAAUGCACCUUGUUUAUUACUAUUGUUUUAGGUUGAAAAGUAUGCCAAUGAUAGCCUAAACUGGCAUGAGGGAAUGAAAGUUAGAUGGGCGGGAGCUAUAUUAGAUGCAAUGAAUGAAAUCCAGGGGAACUUUUCAAGGCUUACAACAUCUUAUCUACUUGUCCAUGGUGAUGGAGAUCAAUUAGUGAAGAUUGACGGUUCACGUUACUUACAUGAGAGUUCCCCAAGUAACGACAAGACAUUUAAGGUACACGAAUGAGCUGCUUUACUGACAGCACUGAGAGAACUAAUAGCCUCUCUAUGGGUAUUUCCGACGAAUAGUCAGGGCGCUUGACGGUAUAUCAUGAUGGCAGGAAGAUGCGGUCUUAAAACGGCGUUUUUUCAUGUGGUGAUAUUGUCCUGCCCGGGGUACGAGUUUCGGCCGCUUUGUUCCAAGCGUAAUUAUUGUAAACUUAUCCCAACAAAAGUCGUGAUUUGUCUAAACCCUUUUAACCCCAAGAGUGACCAAUAUCUAUUUUCUCGUAACAAUGUCACCACAUUUUCAAGGAAAAAGGUUAUGAGAAUGUAUAAAAUAAUCACCAAAGAGGAAAUUCUCGUCCCCAAACGGGUGUCUAAAGAAUAAUACAGAGUUUUCCCUCUUCGUCCAAUUUUCCGUCCCGUUGUCAUUUUUAAAUCUACCUAUUAUUAUUUCAUUAUAAACUCAACUGCGUGUAAAACUUGCUUUGCAGGUGUACAAAAAUGGACGCCAUGAACUUUUGAAUGAGGUGGAACAAACUGCGAGCGUGGUUUACAAGGACAUUCUUGACUGGAUUCAGCAAAAGCUACCUUGA
Messenger RNA from Porites evermanni, 1528 nucleotides. The record is from the annotation of a GenBank genome assembly. NCBI's taxonomy places the organism in Eukaryota, Metazoa, Cnidaria, Anthozoa, Scleractinia, Poritidae.